This is a messenger RNA of Hypoxylon fragiforme, 1426 nucleotides long. RefSeq names its product Yip1-domain-containing protein. Bases 268 to 1170 code for a protein of 300 amino acids. Gene Ontology annotation, molecular function: small GTPase binding. Gene Ontology annotation, biological process: vesicle-mediated transport. The transcript is spliced from 3 exons. The record is from RefSeq and is a predicted model, not a curated record. Gene Ontology annotation, cellular component: membrane; Golgi apparatus. NCBI's taxonomy places the organism in Eukaryota, Fungi, Ascomycota, Sordariomycetes, Xylariales, Hypoxylaceae.
CAGGGAUCAUGUUACAUACAUAGUACUAGGUACAUUUGAUGUAACCUUGAACCUUGGAACAUACAUAAUCAAUUGCUAUUCAAUGUUGAAGUUAUUAGGACACAUGCACCUAACAUCUACAUACCUACAUGCAUCAAUGAUAUGUAUGUAUUGAUAGUACAUUCAAGAUAACAUUCACCAUACCUAUACCUACCCGAGGUAUCCAGGUGUAUAAUAAUUACUUGAAGACGAUAGAAAACGAAAUAAAGGCAAAGACAAAAAACAAAAAUGGCGAACGCAGGCUACGAUGCCGUUGUAGACGUUGAUGACGAGGGCGACCUCGGCCACACCGACUUGCAAGAAGACCUCGAAUUCCACAACUCCAACUUCAACUUCACCGAGCCGCAAACACGAAAAGGUGCGCCGUCUGCCGGCCAUACCGGCCCUGGCCUGCCACCCCCCGCGACCGCCGCCUCCUCCUCCGGCUCCUCGAAGCGCUACCUCUGGACCCUGUCCUUUUACGCCCAGUACUUCGACGUCGACACCUCCUCCGUGCUGUCCCGCUGCUGGGCUGCGCUGUACCCACGAGCCAACUUUCUCGACGUGCUCGAAGGGAACCCCGAUCUAUACGGUCCUUUCUGGAUCGCUACUACUGUUGUUCUCAUCCUAUUCCUCGGCGGCACCAUUAGUCAGUAUUUGUCCAGCACGGGACAGGGCCCGUUUGCAUACGACUUUAAGCUGUUAAGCGGCGCCGCCGGUCUAAUCUACGGCUACACCAUCGUCAUCCCCGUCGUCCUCUUCGGCGCGCUGCGCUACUUCGGCUCCGAGUCGGCCAACCUUCUCGAAUGCUGGGCGCUCUACGGCUACUCCAACCUGAUCUGGAUUCCCGUCGCUCUUAUCAGCUGGUCGCCCAUCACCAUCCUCAACUGGGUCUUCGUCGGCGUCGGAUUCGGCCUCAGCGUUGCCUUCCUUCUGCGCAACCUAUACCCCGUGCUCAGCGCCACCGACCGCCAAACCAGCAAGAUCCUGCUCAUCCUCGUUGUUGCCCUCCACGCGGGCCUCGCCAUCGCGAUCAAGGUCCUGUUCUUCGCCACCGGAAGCCCCGUCGCUGGGAGCCCGGUGGGCGAUACUCCGCCCGCUGCAGGAGGCGAUCAGCCACCUGCUGGUGACAGCCCCCCUAGAUUCUUCUAAUGGGAAGAACAUGCACCUAGGCAGGCAGGUAUGGUUAUCGAAAAGGAAGGAGUGUUGUCCGAGACAACAAUAUUACGGGAGUUAGUCCACAUUGCAGGCUGAGAAAAGGGGAAGUGAGGGAGCGCAAUAUCAUGGCUUUCCUGGCGUUUUGGGGUGGGAGUGGAGGAUCUUAAGCGAUGGUGCUGUGUUGUACACUAACUAGGUAGCUGACAUAUCUUUCUAUUUUUAAUGUAUCAUGAAGUAAACUUCUAGACAU